Molecule: messenger RNA, 3081 nt
Organism: Symbiodinium sp. CCMP2592
Lineage: Eukaryota; Dinophyceae; Suessiales; Symbiodiniaceae
Source: the annotation of a GenBank genome assembly
AUGCACGACCGCAGCACUCAGGAUCUGCAUAAGAUUGCUUCUUCAGGGGAGGUUCAUCAUCCAGGAUUCUCCAUUGGCUAUUUUGAUUCUGGGCUUGGCUGUCAGGCCGAAGGCGUGGUGAGCCAGGGCGACUAUGAGAUCUGGAGCAAGAAGUUGGUGGUCUGCCGGAAGGAGAAGAGCCGGAUCAUUCUCUGGAGCGGCUUGGGAAGCGAAGUGGAACGCGAAGACGUCCUCUGGCCGUUGCGGAGCAAUGGUCGUGGCUGCAUCAUCCACAGUCGGAGGGAACCUGACACAAAGCUUGGGGAGAUCCUCAACGACCCGCAGGUGAACGUGCUGGAGGCUUGCCCCUGGAGCGCAGUGAAGCCUUUCUGGGACGGUGCUUCUCGAGCCUUUGCGGGCAGCUGGGCAGCUCGCGGUGGCGCGGAGAACUACAGCAUCGUCCUGGGCCACGACGCUGUCGGAAGGAUCUUCGAUACCAUUUUGUACAAGGCAGAAUUGAAAGCCCUUGCCGAGUCGGCUCAGGAAGGGCUGCGGGUGGACGUGCUCUUCACCGCAGCCAUGAGCCUCGAGGAGCAAGCCGUGCUGAGCAGCAUCUUGUACCAUCGCACUCGGCUGCUCUCCCCGAUGAGAGAGGAGGAGUUCGACGCCACAACCUGGCAGUACGGGGGCUGCCCAAAGGACGAACUGGCCUCCUGCGUCCCGGAGCAUCUGCUCGAGCCCAGCAGUACCCAGCUCCAGCGCCUGAUAGACAAAGCAAAAGAGGCAGAAGCCCACUAUGGCGGCGUGGCACGCAAAGCUGAGCGCCCAACAGCAAGUGUGGCCGACGGCCGGUGCCAACAGCAGCUGGAUGCAUUGACGGCUUUGAUAACAGAGACGUGCCAGGAGGACGCACAGAGAGGGUCGCCGGUGUCGGUGGGUGGCUGCCAGGCGGAGGCUGAAGGCGUCGUGAACCUCGGAGAUUUCGAGGUCUGGUCAAAGAGCCUAGUGGCUUGCGGCGAGGAUAAGUUGGACUUGCUCCUGUGGAGCGGCUUCAAGGAAGAGGAGCGCGAGGAAGUUCUGCGGCCGCUGAGAAGACGGGGUGGCUGCGCGCUACAGACAAAAGCGCCAGAAGACACCACCCUUGCGAAGCUCCUCAACGAUGAGAGGGUGAAAGUCUUGCAGGAUUGUCCCUGGAAGGUGACGAAGCCGUUCUGGGAUGGCGCUUCCCGCAACUUUGUCGGCAUGUGGGCGUCUCGAGGUAGGGACUAUUCCAGGUGGGUCGAAGUCAUCGUCGCCAUGGGCUACCACAGUGACCCAGCGCGCUCGCACAAGACCAUGUUCAACACAGUGUUUUUCAGAUCGGAGUUGAAGGCAUUGGCACAGGCGAGCCUCGGAGCAUUGGCAGUAAGGCUUGUCUUCACCAACCCUGGAAUGAAUGAUUGGAAGAUGACUUCUGCGACUGCAGUGGCUUUCGAGCGGGCACGGCUUCUCUCUCCUCUCGGAAAAGCUUCCUUUAAGCGCAAAACGGAGUGGCAGAUUUCUGAUUGCAGCGGCAAAAAGAGAGAUCUUGGCUCCUGUGCAGAGAGAGGGCAUGUCUGGCUUCUCGAACCAGAUUCUGGCCGGGCCACUAUUAGCCUGGCCCUCAUGUACCGGAAAGGCUGGGGCGUGCGGCAGGACGACGGCAAAGCCGUCGAGCUCCUCCAGAAGUCCGCAGAGCUCCUCCAGAAGUCCGCGGAGCUUGGCAACUCCGUUGCCAUGUUCGACUUGGGCAGCAUGUACGACGCCGGCGAUGGCGUCCAGAAGAAUCACAGCAAAGCGGUGGAACUCUACGAGCAGGCGGCCCGCCGUGGUGACGCCGCAUCUAUGUUCAAUCUCGGCCUAAUAGAUGGGGGCAAACAGAAUUACAACAAGGCGGUUGAGUGGUUCCAAGAGGCAGCGAACCGUGGUUUGGUGGAAGCCAUGUUCAAGUUGGGCUACAUGUACUAUCGCGGCAUUGGCGUCCAGAAGAAUCAGAGCAAGGCGCUCGCGCUGUUGCAAAACGCUGCGGACCUUGGUAAUGCCGAUGCCAUGUUCAUCCUGGGCAGGAUGUAUAACUUUGGGGAGGGCGUGGAGCAGAACGGCAGCAAGGCGGCGCAGCUGUACAGCAAGGCUGCGGACCUUGGCACUGACGAUGCCUCUGGAAACCUUGGAGUUAUUAUGUAUUCCUUCGCAAACCUUGCAAAAAUGUAUUACAAUGGUGCAGGCGUCGAGCAGAACUACAGCAAAGCGGCACAGCUCUACGGCAAGGCUGCGGACCUGGGCGAUGCCGAUGCCAUGCUCUACCUUGGAAACAUGUAUCACUCUGGCGAAGGCGUCGAACAUAACGACAGCAAAGCAGCACAGCUCUACAGCAAGGCCGCGGACCUUGGUAAUGCCGAUGCCUUUGUAAACCUUGGAGUUAUGUAUUACGAUGGUGCGGGCGUCGAACAGAACUACAGCAAAGCGGCACAGCUCUACGGCAAGGCAGCGGAUCUUGGCAAUGCCGAUGCCAUGCGCAACCUUGGAAACAUGUAUCACUUUGGCGAAGGCGUCGAACAUAACGACAGCAAAGCAGCACAGCUCUACAGCAAGGCCGCGGACCUUGGUAAUGCUGAUGCCUUUGCAAACCUUGCAGUUUUGCAUUACGUUGGUGCAGGCGUCGAGCAGAACUACAGCAAAGCGGCACAGCUCUACGGCAAGGCUGCGGACCUGGGCGAUGCCGAUUCCAUGUUCAACCUUGGACGUAUGUAUUACUUUGGUCUAGGCGUCCAGCAGAACUACACCAAGGCGGCUGAGUGGUUGCAGGAGGCAGCGGACCUUGGAAAUGCAGAGGCGAUGUUCAUGCUGGGCAGCAUGUGCUAUGAUGGCCGCGGUUUCCAGGUGAACCACACCAAAGCAGCCGAGUUUUGCCAGAGGGCGGCGGACAUUGGCCAUGUGCAGGCCAUGCUCACUUUGGGAAGGAUGUAUCACGAAGGUGAUGGGUUGCAGGCAGACUAUGCCAAAUCUGCGGAGCUCUUCCACAAGGCGGAAGCCCUGCAAAACCUCCAGUCUCAAUCGCAGGCUGCACGGAGAGGGGUGGCAUGA